AUGGAGUGCCAUAGAAGAUGCCUUAGAACGAACAAGACACCGGCGAUCAUACGGGACUACUAUCCUUCCCUUUCAGCCCCUUCCAACCCCCGGAUCAAGGGACUACUUGCCCGAGGAGCCUUGCCCAUUUUCCAAUUUUUCAUCACCUUGGCCAAUCCAUUAAUUCGGCAGAGAAGGAGCGGCUGCCACGAAGGGCUGCAGCGUUGGAUUACUUUAUUAAUUUCCGAUGAGGUCAUCCAAGCUUUGAAGGAGGUAGGACUCUUUUAUGCUUUUGAUCUCUGUAAAGUUAGGCUCGACUGGGAGCUUCUGGAAGCAGCUCUCGCACCCUCUUUGGAAGAAGUGUAUCGUCUUUCUGGUCUUCUUCAUAUAGGUGAACUUGGUAUCGUCGUGCCUCGUUCUGGCUACACUUCUCUGCUUCGUGAUUCGCUGGGCCUACGCCAGGAUGAGCUCAAGCUUGGUUAUGCAGGAGGGGAUCCGACUCGCUUAUUUACCAAGAUUUUUAAUUGA
This is a messenger RNA of Dovyalis caffra, 507 nucleotides long. NCBI's taxonomy places the organism in Eukaryota, Viridiplantae, Streptophyta, Magnoliopsida, Malpighiales, Salicaceae. The record is from the annotation of a GenBank genome assembly.